Durusdinium trenchii is the source of this 1944-nucleotide messenger RNA. The record is from the annotation of a GenBank genome assembly. Lineage: Eukaryota; Dinophyceae; Suessiales; Symbiodiniaceae.
AUGUCUUCAGCGCAGUUGGCAGAGAUACAGCACAGGAUAGCGAACGUGUCAAGGCGCUUGCGAAGGAUGCAAGAGCGGACACAGCGACGUGCCCGCGUCCUCCGACUUCAAACCCUGCUGGUGUACAUCUAUUCAGGACAUCAGUCCGAUGUGGCUGCCCGUUUCUGGGUUUCUCAUACAGGAACCUCCUUGUCCUUGGGCGAGGCUGCCGCUCAUGUCGAGUGGUUGUACAUCAGUGCCAGUGUUGACGAGAAGGUGGAGAUGAUGCUCAAUCCCCGGUGCAGUCUUGGCCUGCGUCCUCUCAUGGUGGCCUUGCGGUUCAUCGUGGAGCUGCAGCUUCUCUCUUGGGUCCAGUUCCAGAACUACGAGUGUGGAGUCGCUCCAUCACGAAAGAUGUUGCUUGAUCAUGCUCAGUCUUGUGUGCCCAAGGAUCUGCCUCCAUCCCUCACUGCCCGAUUGCUCCGCCCUUUCAAAACUGCUCGCAGCCAGCGCAAGGCCUUGGCUGCUUUCAGAAUGAAGCAUCGGUGCAAACUUGGAAAAUUGCGGUCGGAGGCUCCCAUCCCACUAGCUGAGAAGCAGGACAAGGCUCUGGCGUUCUACCAGUGGUGCAACUAUUGGCAAGCGAACACAGAGCGCGAGCCCUUGCUCAUCAACAUGGAUGAGUCAAGCCUUGCUUUUCAUUGGAGCGGCUUAGCUGGAACAGUUGCGGAGGCAGCAGUGAGUGUGGCGACAGACAAGGCGAAGCUCAGCAGCCGAAGGGCGCGGGUGACGUACCUUUGUUGCAUCACGCACGACAGCACAGUGCAACCGUUGCUCCCGCAAGUGUUGCUGGGCAAUUCUCGGUCCUUCCCCUUAGAGUUUGUGAAGCAGGCUGCAGAAGUUGAACCGGGCAUUACUGUUUGGCGGGAAAAAUCCGCUUGGAACUCACACAGGUUGAUGCGGAAGUUCCUCCGGUUGCUGUGUGCCCGUUUGGGCGACUUGUUGAAGACGCGCAGCGUGGGCUUAUUGCUCGAUUUCGCUCCGUGCCAUGUGCAUGAUUCGAUUUUUGAAUUGGCCCGAAGCGCGGGGCUGCGCUUGUUGUUUGUCCCCCCUGGCAUGACGCCACUCCUGCAGCCUUGUGACACCCACUGCUUUGCAGCCUUCAAAAAUAACGCCCAAGAGAAUUGGAGGGCGAAGAAGAGUGAAGCUGGUGGGCAUCCAACUCUGUUGAUGUGGUUCCAAGCUGUGGCAGCUGCAGUCCAUGACCUUGUUCAUAGAAGUUGGGCUCGGGCCUUUGAGAGUGAUGGAAUUCUGCAGCAACAGCGGAACAUGUCAAGUCAUUUGUUGAAGCAGCUACACUGGAGUACCGCGCCCCAGGUCCCGCCAGUGUGGCCCAGCGAGGAGGUGGCCGCCAAGAUGUUGUCGAAGGCAGACCUGGAGCUGUUGAUUCGGGCCAAACAGGUUCGAUGCGUGGAGUGGUUGGCCUUGGAAGCGGUCGUCAGCUCAGUAUUGUUGACGGGUGCUAGGCGAGUCUACCAGAAAGACGUGGUCCAGAAGCUUAUCGCUAACCGGGCGCCAUUCCGUGCAACCUCAGACCCCAUGUUCUCCAACCUGCCUGCCUUCCGCCGGCAAUUUGAGUUUGCCUGUGAGAUCUUAGACAACAUCAACGACUGGGCAUUCAUCCUAGAGCACCGCGCCUUGCUACAGGCUAACACAGACUUCCACAAGCUGGGUGAAUCUCAAACCGGAGUCUUUUCGUACACCGUUUUUCUGUGGGCCACGCCCGUGGCUAUAACCUUGGACUUGGAUGUGGAUUCCCAAAGCGCUUUUGAGUGCAGCGAUUGGUUGCGGGCAAAUGUCCUCCUGGAUGUUCUGAAGCCAGGGGAUAAAACGUUCCUCGAAGAGGGGCGGCCCAAGCUCCGGAUGUCUGACAUGCCCGAGUUGCAACUGGACAUAGCUUUGUAA